GGAAUGAACCCUAUGAUGGCCAACAUGGGUGCUGCUGCUGCUGGCGGGUACGGCGCUGCAAUGGGUGCCGCGCGAAUGAUGCCCGGGAUGGGCGGCCCGUACGGUGGCGGUAUGGGUGGACCCGGAAUGGGAGUGGGUCGCGGUGGCGGUGGAAUCGCUGGCCCUGCUGCUGCAGGAGGCGUAAUGCAGGCAGGAGGUAUGGGUCCAAAUGUACCCCGCGGUCCCAGAGCUGCGUCUGGCGGUGCGGCUGGCACAGGACCUGCUGGCCCGGGGCCGCAACGUUCCGGACAGAGAGGGCAGCACAGCUAUCAUCCAUAUUCUCGAUGAGUUGCUGUCAGACUAAGUCGUUCGUGGUUCCUAUUUGAGUCUUGCACCCAGUUCACUUAAACUACAUUCAUAUAUAUGUUAUCCUACCUGCAGCCCUGUGUACUUCGCUUGUAUUCGAGGCCGAUCGAUAGUAUUGGCAG
Molecule: messenger RNA, 467 nt
Organism: Laetiporus sulphureus 93-53
Lineage: Eukaryota; Fungi; Basidiomycota; Agaricomycetes; Polyporales; Laetiporaceae
Exons: 1
Coding region: 4-327 (107 amino acids)
Source: RefSeq, a predicted model, not a curated record